This is a messenger RNA of Populus nigra (black poplar), 2622 nucleotides long. RefSeq names its product INCREASED PETAL GROWTH ANISOTROPY 1-like protein 1. The record is from RefSeq and is a predicted model, not a curated record. NCBI's taxonomy places the organism in Eukaryota, Viridiplantae, Streptophyta, Magnoliopsida, Malpighiales, Salicaceae. The transcript is spliced from 7 exons. Gene Ontology annotation, cellular component: chloroplast outer membrane. Gene Ontology annotation, biological process: chloroplast organization. The coding region runs from base 580 to 2226 and encodes 548 amino acids.
ACUUUCUAACCGCUGCCGGACGCUUCCUUGUCUGAAACUGAAAGAGCUGGACUUUUCACUAUUCUCUACUUGCAUCUUUACGUUCAAAUAAUCUAAUCGAUUGUUCAAGGUAAAUCAAUCCAGAGAAGUUUCAGUUACUCCUAAACAUUCCAUUUCCACCUAAAUAUCUCUCAUAACUAGUAAUUAAAGAUCAGUGAUGAGAGCAGUGAGUGCUGAGUCGCAUGCAGCUUCUUUUGACUGAUUGGCAGUAUAAGAACAACCAUAAAGUUUGAGUCUUUUGUGGGAUUCUUUUUUAUCAUGUUGUGUUCUUGAAAUAGUUGGUGGUCAAUGCAUCAAUUCACUGCCCCAGAAACAUUGACCUCCGGCUCACAGGGUUCCCCCUUCACAACCUUUUUCCUCCAAAGCAACCCUAGCACAAGACAUGCCAAGUUUCCCAUCUCUGUCCCUUUUCAUUUUUGUACUGAGUUGUGUUUUUCUUCUUCUUGUUUCAGUGUAGCACUGUUUAUUUGGCACCCCUUGUUAUCCUUAGCAAACAUUUCGUAGUCAAGAUUCUUGCAAAACUCACAAAAGGGGCCAGCCAUGUCACAACAUUCCACAACCCCAUCUCGACACAGAGUCAAUUUUAAGACACCAAAACCAGCCGAGGUUGCUAAUAAUGGGUCACCGGUACCAUCACCAGCCAACAAAACAAGAGCAAAAUCCGUGCCUCCAGAUGUGAAGAAAGACACCAAGGUAAGGAAGUCGCUGGUGGGGAACAACAAGCCAAAAUCUGGAGAGCUGGUUGUGGGAUCUCAGGAUGUAACAGUGGUGGGUCGCUCCGUGAACCGACCAGGUAGCGAGCAAUUUGCUAGGCCAAGGAGGCAAAGGCCCGUGUUGGAUCCUAUUAAUGCUAGUAGAAGAAAUGAAGAAGAGAGCUAUAAAAAGGGGUUGCACGAGAAACUUGAAUUGUCUGAGACUUUGAUUAACGAUUUGCAGUCUGAGGUUUUGGCUUUAAAGGUAGAAUUGGAUAAAGCGAAUGGCUUGAACCAAGAGCUCGAGUUGCAGAACAAGAAGCUCACUGAGGAUCUUGCUGCUGCUGAAGCUAAGGUUUCAGCUCUUAACACUCGUCACCAGGAGUCUGUUGGAGAGCACCAGAGGCCAAGAUUUAAGGACAUUCAGAAACUUAUUGCCAUCAAAUUGGAAAACUCACCAGUUAAGAAGGAAGCAAUCAAUGGGCCAAAUAAAGUUAAAACCCCACAGUCACCACCACCACCACCAGUACCACGUUUCAUAUCCAAAGCUGAUGUUGCAGAAAGGAAGGCUCCAACUUGUCCAUCCUUGAUGCCACCUCCACCUCCACCACCCCUACCCCCAAUGCGGCCUCUAGCAAGAGCAACUACUGCUCCUAAAACUCCAGCAAUUGUAGAAUUCUAUAAUUCAAUAAGAAAGCAAGAGGGUAAGAGAGAUUCUCCAGGACUGCGGAGUCAGUAUAAACCAGAGAAAACUAGUGCACACAGCAGCAUAGUUGGAGAGAUCCAAAAUCGCUCCACACAUCUAUUAGCUAUAAAAGCGGACAUUGAAACAAAGGGUGAUUUCAUCAAUGGUCUUAUUCAGAAAGUGCUAGCUGCAGCUUAUACAGAUAUUGAGGAUGUCUUAAAAUUCGUGGAUUGGCUUGACGGUGAACUCUCAUCUUUGGCUGAUGAACGAGCUGUGUUAAAGCAUUUCAAGUGGCCGGAGAAGAAAGCAGAUGCAAUCAGAGAAGCGGCUAUAGAAUAUCGUGGCCUUAAACUAUUAGAAAGUGAGAUAUCUUCCUUUAAGGAUGACUCUAAUAAUCCAUGUGGAACUGCCUUGAAAAAGAUGGCUGUCUUACAUGACAAGUCAGAGCGAAGCAUUCAAAAGCUGAUUAAACUUAGAAACUCCGUUAUGAACUCUUAUCAGGCUUGGAAGAUUCCAACUGAUUGGAUGCUUGAUUCGGGAAUUGUAAGCAAGAUAAAGCAGGCUUCUAUGAGGCUGGCAAAGAUGUACAUGAAGAGAGUGAUAACAGAACUUGAAUUGGCCCGUAAUUCUGAGAGAGAAUGCAAUCAAGAAGCUCUCCUGCUUCAAGGUUUGCAUUUUGCAUAUAGGGCUCACCAGUUUGCUGGAUGUCUUGAUUCAGAAACAAUGUGUGCUUUUGAAGAGAUAAGACAGCGGGUUCCGGGACACCUAGGAGGAUCUCGAGAAUUACUAGCUGCCAUACCAUCAUCAUGAGAAGAUAGACAACACCUUUUGAAGCCAGCUUAGGUUUUUGUAAGAAUCAAUGGUUGAGCUCGAGCAUUUGUCUUCUUUCUUCCCUAUGCUAUGUUUAUCAAAAUAUCUUUAGCAGCUGGAAGUAAAACCCUGAUCAUCUGGUAGGAUAAAGAGAUGAAGAUUACGCUUAUACGGAACUUGUGUUAUGAACUUUAAAUUGAGAAGAAAUUGUACCUUAUAUUAGGCAGAUAUUUGGAACAGAUAUGGUGGAUGAGCACACAAGCAACAAGAAAUAAAUUAGUGUAUAAUAUUAACUAGUUGUUUUCCAACCAGAGUGAGUUUUCAUGUAAUAAUUCACUGAGAAAGGAUAUAUUGUUAGUAAGGUGCCAUUGAAUGAUACUUUUUAUUUGGAAUUUA